CUGCAGCAUAUAUAUGAAAACGGUACAUAAUUAAUUGUUACGUUAUGAGUCGCAGAUAUACAUCAAGGAAAGUUGAAGAUGACGAAUUUGAAAGCGAAAUAUUCAAAGAUAUAGAAAGGAAGACACAGGAAGAAAAUGGCACGUCUGGAUCAGAAUGUGAAUCAGUGGAGUCAGAAUCUUCUGGAAAUGAAGAAUUACUGGUUGAAAGUGAUGAGGAUUAUGAUGAAGAUACUACUGGUGCAAAGAUCAAACAAGCAAAGGUUGACUGUGAGGAAGACAGCGAUCAGGAUGAUGAUGCUCCAGAGACUGUAUCCUUUCAGUCAGGAAAGGAGAAUGCCAUUCAGAAAAUGAGACAAGUCAUGAAACAGAUUGACACAGAAAAAAUUGCCCUCAAAACCAAACGUAGGCAGCUGGACCAGCAGUACAAAGAUCAAAAGAAAAGAAAGUUGGAAAAACUCUCUAAGAGUAAAUUACCAGAGGAUUUCUUUGACGAUCUGCCGGAAAAGAUGAGUAAUGUGAAAAAGUCCACAUCAUCAACUAAUAAAAAAGUGAGAAAGAUAGCUGAUGAAGAGGAGGCCAGUCUAGCUGAUACUGAGGAAGACUUUGGUGUUUCCAAUGAAGAUUUUAUUCCUUUUGACAACAACAGACUCGAUGGUUUUGAAGUGUCUACUGUGCAGAGCCACAAACAAUUAGCAAUGUCGUCAAAAGUCAAAGCUGAAGAUUUCAGGAAAACUCGACUAAGCAAUGUGCCACGCCAUUCAAGUAAAGUUCAUUUUGCAAAGUUGGAAAAGAAGAAAGCGUUAAAAAAAGGACUGGGAAAAGAGUUUAUGAUAAUAUGAAAGAAAAAUGAUGUUUUAAUUGUCAUAUUGGUAGAUAAAUGUACUUGUGAAACAGAGGUCUAAAAGUCAAAAUUGUGUUGUCUUUGAUGUAAGUUUAUAUUUGAAUCGCAAGGGAAUUAACUAUGUUUUCAUUGCAUGGUACAUGGCAGACUUCUUUGAAAAUCUCAGUUCAAUCACAAUGGUUCUCAUAUCAUGGAUGAAUUCAGUCAUUUUAUUGUGGAAGUUUUAUGAAUAUUUUUUAUGCUCCUUGAAAAUUAUGACUGAACCAAUCACAGAUAACGUCACGAAAAGAGAGGUCAUUUGUGAUUGGCUAAGCAAAAAUUUGAAGUUUAAGAUUGUUUAAUGAUCCCAAGGCCAGUUCUGAAAAAAUAAGUAAGAUAAGGCAAUUCAGCCUGUAUAAAGAAGAUAGUGGUCUCCUGAAGGGGUAGGAAGCGAUAAAAAAAGGAAUGUGAAAAAAGGGCAUAUGCAAGCUCAACCAGGAGCAUUGAAUAUAUAAAAAAAUGUAUAAAGUAGAGGAUCAUCAUGGAAGUUUUGAUUGCAGAGAUCCCUUACAAAAAUACAAUAUGUACAAAAUCAAUAGAAUGUGUUAUGUCUGUAGGUAUCUUAAGGAGAACUCUCAACUUUUUAUCAAAACCUGAUAUUCAUUUUUAUUGACAUUACCAAAACUUUAAGAAUGACAUCAUCAAACACAUGACAAAAUAUUGAUUAGUGCUUCAUUACAACAAAAUGUUCAACACAUGAAAAGGUACAAAUCUCAUUUCAAGAGUUGUUGUUUCUUUAAUUAAAAGCAAC
Molecule: messenger RNA, 1631 nt
Organism: Ylistrum balloti
Lineage: Eukaryota; Metazoa; Mollusca; Bivalvia; Pectinida; Pectinidae
Product: nucleolar protein 7-like
Exons: 6
Coding region: 45-839 (264 amino acids)
Source: RefSeq, a predicted model, not a curated record